CGCUUUCACCUAUCAAGAAGUCAACUCAAGCAACAAAGUGUAAUAGAGUUUAUUAUACAGCAGUUGAGUUGUGCCCAUUCUGUGUGAAUUUAAUACCAGCCCAAAAAGUUUGAUGGCACUGCAGCCCCGUGUGUAACACUCCUUUGGCUUCAGCGCAACAUAUAUUAUAAUGCUACAUUGCUGUAUAGCUGGUGGAUGUUCUAACAUUGGCAAAGAUGGAGUAAGCCUUCACAAAUGCCCUGAAGAUCCCCACUAUGCUAAGCUAUGGACAAAUGCCAUGAAGAACACUCGUUCUGAUGUUUUCAACCUGAUGACUGCCGACUUUGUAGCACUCACUUCACUAAGUAUUUCUUUGAAGAACAGACGGUGACAGCAAAAUCUCUGGGCUUAACCCAUUGACGCCUGUGCUGCCGAUAACCGCCCAUGCGGAAAACCCCUUCAUUUCCCUAUGCCGCCUGUAACCGCCCGAAUAAAAGCACGUGGGGUCUAGGUUCUCUUCCCACUCUCCCUUAGGGCAUAUUGUUAUUUUGUUGUCAUAGAGAUAAAUAGGGGUAAUUAGCCAAUCAUUUGCCGUCUUUUGGGCAUUUUUUGACAGCUGAUGAGGCGCCCCACAAGGUGGGGAUUUCUGAAAAAAUUUUCACACGUGCGAUCGAAUCUGUGUGAGACAAUGGCUGAGAAUGCUGAGAGAGAACCUGAUCUUGUGGCUGUAUUUGAUGACUCAGGGGAUGAAGGAAGCUUUGAUGGGUUUGAGGGUAGACGUAGAGAUCAUGAUAGUGAUAGUGCUGUAGAUCUUGUAGGUUUAGAGGACGAUGAUGGCGGCCCAGCACCUGGAGGUACCAAUGACGAGGAAGAAGAAGCUCGAUGGACUGACUAUCUCAGCGACUUCCCCAUCCUGGACUUCACAGCAGCAUCUGGCCUUAAUUUUAACUUACCUGAUAUUCCUAAUCCUUUCGAUUACUUUUUAGAGUUUGUAGGUGAUGAUUUAUGGAAUUUUAUUGUCGUAAAAACCAACCGCUAUGUUCACCAGAAACUUUCAAAUUCACCCGAGCGCUUCGCUAAUUUCAUUCCAGUUACAUGUGCGGAGAUCAAAGCAUUCAUAGGAAUAAACAUAAUUAUGGGUAUCAGUAGGCUCCCUCAGCUAUCAUUACAUUGGUCAUCUGAUGACUAUUUCGGAAAGCAGGGCAUUAAGAAGGUUAUGACUAAAAAUAGAUUUGAGGAAAUUACUUAUUUACAUUUCAAUGAUUCUAGUGUAGAGCCUGCUUGGGGAACACCAGGUUUUGAUCACCUUUACAAGAUUAGGCCAAUAUUUAACUAUUUUAGGUAACUGCCAAACUAAGUUUAAACCCACUAAGAAUCUUUCUGUAGAUGAGGGUAUGAUUGGUUUUAGGGAGAGGUUAUCCUUUAGACAAUACAUGCCUGCUAAACCUACUAAGUAUGGAAUUAAAGUUUGGAUGGCGGCCGAUUCUAAUAAUGGCUACGUUUUGAAUUUUGAUGUAUACUUAGGUAAGGAAGUUGACGGCUGUUGGCAUAUUUAUGGUUAGGUUAUGAUGUAGUGACUAAGUUAAUUAGACCUUUUAUGAAUAGGAACCAUCAUCUAUUUUUCGAUAACUUUUUCACAUCAACUAAGCUAUUAGAGCAUUUAGAAGCUAGUGAUACUUAUGCCUGCGGGACUUUAAGAUGUAAUCGUAAAGACUUGCCACCAUGUGUGAAAGAUAAAUUGCGGGUUGGGGAGAAGGUAGUUCAUCAGAAAGGCCACGUUUUCACGAAGUGGCAUGACAAACGGGAUGUUAGUGUUAUGGCAACUAAUGUAAGUCCUCUAGCCGAUGAUGUGGAAGUUAAUCGGGGUGAUAGGGAAGUCCCAAAACCAGUUGUUAUAGCUCUUUGUAAGGAAGUUUGCUUCACGGAUUAUCACAUGUUGUAAAUUAACUUUUCGCUUGCAGGCUAUCCUUCAGCUCCUGAGUCCUCAUCAGCCAAAUGGCGGUAUAUCCUGGAAGAAACUCGAAUAUACAAGAUUAGGACUUACAGUAAUGAUUAGUAUUAUUGGUUUUAGCUGUGUUUUUGUAUUUUGGGAAUUAUUUGCACAUUCGGGUUUGCUGUGUUGGGUUGUUUACAUUAGUUGGGCGGGCAAGAAAAUUAGGAUUUUACGAUUCUCGUUUUCAGGUUUUAUUUUUAGAGAUUAUUUGGCUUCUAUUUGGCUUCAUUUUAUUUGGUAUUUGGCUGCUAAUUUACCACAAGAAAAAUCCUAUAAAUCUUGUGAAUUUGGUUUGUUUUUGUCGUCGUUGCCGUUACACAGUUCACUUAUCUUUCGCUGUGUAAAUCACUUGCGGCGUUUAAUUGCCAUGCAACACACAAAUCAUUCAACGUUCUCUUUUCAAAGUGGU
Orbicella faveolata is the source of this 2381-nucleotide messenger RNA. RefSeq lists its product as uncharacterized. NCBI's taxonomy places the organism in Eukaryota, Metazoa, Cnidaria, Anthozoa, Scleractinia, Merulinidae. The record is from RefSeq and is a predicted model, not a curated record.